GAAAAGAUUUACUAGCCAAUAAAUGAUAUCUUAAACCAGAAUCUGAUAUUGAUUAAACUGUUAGUCAAACAACUCGGCGUGUUUGGUGUCAGCAUAGUGGCGCGCCUAACCCUGAUAGCUGGUGAGAUGGAGUCCAGUGGGGACAGGGCCAGGUUCGGGGGACAGAGUGUAGGAGCAGGCUCCUUGGUGGCAGAGGAGAACUACUUCCUAGGUUACACCUUUACAGACCGCUCCCACUCCAGCCGCGUGGUGCAGAGCAUCAUGGACCUAUGUCUGCAGGACGGCCUGUUUGCUGACGUGACGGUGAAGGUGGAGGGGAGGGAUUUUAACCUGCACCGCCUGGUACUGUCAGCCCAGAGCAGCUUCUUUAGAUCCAUGUUCACAUCCAACCUGAGAGAGGCUCACACACGUAGCAUCCAACUGAAGGACGUCAGCGCAUCAGUCUUCCAGCUGCUGGUUGACUACAUCUACCACGGGACAGUGAAGCUGACAGUGGAGGAGCUGCAGGACACCUAUGAGAUGGCUGACAUGUACCAGCUGACUGCUCUGUUUGAAGAAUGCUCCCGCUUCCUGUCACGCACCGUAGAUGUCAAGAAUUGCCUACAGGUGAUGUGGCUGGCAGACAGGCACAGUGACCAGGAGUUGUAUACUGCAGCCAAACAUUGUGCUAAGAUCCACCUGGUGGAACUUCACCAGACUGAGGAGUUCCUCAACCUGCCACUCUGUCUCCUCAUGGACAUUAUCAAAGACGGUGUUCCAACCUCUCAGAACCCCACGGUCGCCAUCCAAUCCUGGAUCAACCACAACAAGGUGGAGAGAGAAGAGUUCUCCACUGUUCUCCAGGAGAACCUCAAGGAGAUCGGUGAGAUGGUGCACAUCUACCUGAUAGGUAAGGAGGAGACGAGGACCCACUCCCUGGCCAUUUCCCUGCACUGUGACGAGGACGAUGCCAUCAGCGUCAGCGGCCAGAACAGCCUGUGUCACCAGAUCACAGCAGCCUGUAAACACGGGCCGGACCUCUACGUGGUAGGGGGGUCCAUCCCUCGUCGCAUGUGGAAGUGUAACAUGCAGACCAUGGACUGGGAGCGCUGUGCCCCACUGCCUCGAGAUCGUCUCAGCCACACCAUGGUCUCAGUCUCGCUCCAGGAUGCCGUCUAUAGUCUGGGAGGUAAGACGCUCCAGGACACACUGUCCAACGCCGUGAUUUACUACACGGUGAAGGACAACGUGUGGACAGAGACUAGCCAGCUGGAUACGGCGGUGUCCGGGGCGGCGGGGGUUAACCUGGGAGGAACCAUCUACAUACUGGGGGGGGAAGAGAACGACAUGGACUUCUUCACCAAGCCGUCACGACUCAUCCAGUGCUUCGACACGAAGACUCAGAAGUGCCAAUUGAAGCCUUACGUCCUGCCGUUGGCGGGAGUGAUGCACGCCGCCGCCCACAUGGAUCUGCUGUUCAUCGUAGCAGAGGGGGACUCUCUGGUGUGUUACAACCCACUGUUGGAGAGCUUCACCAGGCUACGCUUCCCCGAGGUGUGGAGCUGUGUGCCGUCCUUCUGGAAGGUGGCCAGCUGUAACGGCUCCGUCUAUGUGUUCAGAGAGAGGUGUACAAAAGGAGACGCUCACACCUUGAAGUUUAACCCCGCUACGUCAGCCGUGACUGUUAUCAAGGGGAUUAAGAUACUGCUGACCAACUGGCAGUUUGUUCUGGCUUAAAGAUACUGCUGACCAACUGGCAGUUUGUCCUGGCCUAAAGGGAUUAAGAUACUGCUGACCAACUGGCAGUUUGUCCUGGCCUAAAGGGAUUAAGAUACUGCUGACCAACUGGCAGUUUGUCCUGGCCUAAAGGGAUUAAGAUACUGCUGACCAACUGGCAGUUUGUCCUGGCCUAAAGGGAUUAAGAUACUGCUGACCAACUGGCAGUUUGUUCUGGCCUAAAGUUUAAACUCACUAAGGCGAGGGCAUGAGGUAUUUGAGAAUAUAGAAUGGAAAAUAUUCAGAUCUUUUUUACUUUGACCGUUAAAGUCUUAUUCUCUCAAUCUACACACCAAACCCCAUAAUGACAAAGCAAAAGCAGGUUUUUAGAAAUAUCUUAUUUAUAUAAGAACCUUUGCUAUGAGUCUCUAAAUGUAGCUCAGGUGCAUCCUGUUUCCAUUGAUCAUCUUUGAAAUGUUUCUACAACUUGAUUGGAGUUCACCUGUGGUAAAUUCAAAUUGAUUGGACAUGAUUUGGAAAGGCACACACCUGUCUAUAUAAAGGCACACACCUGUCUAUAUAAAGGCACACACCUGUCUAUAUAAAGGCACACACCUGUCUAUAUAAAGGCACACACCUGUCUAUAUAAAGGCACACACCUGUCUAUAUAAAGGUCCCACAGUUGACAGGUGCAUGUCAGAGCCAAAACCAAACCAUCUAAAUAAUUGUCCGUAGAGCUCCGAGACAGGAUUGUGUCGAGGCAGAUAUCUGGGGUACCAAAAAAUGUCUGCAGCAUUGAAGGUCCCCAAGAACACAGUGGCCUCCAUCAUUCUUAAAUGGAAGAAGUUUGGAACCACCAAGACUUCCUAGAGCUGGCCGCCCGGCCAACCUGAGAAAUCGGGGGAGAAGGGCCUUGGUCAGCCAGAACCUGAUCAAACAUCACUGGAAAUAGCUGUGCAGCGACACUCCUCACCCAACCUGACAGAGCUUGAGAGGAUCUGCAGAGAUGAAUGGGAGAAACUCCCCAAAUACAGGUGUGCCAAGCUUGUAGCGUCAUACCCAAGAAGACUCGAGGCUGUAAUCGCUGCCAAAGUACUGAGUGAAGGGUCUGAAUACUUAUGUAAAUGUGAUAUUUCCGUUUGUAUUAUUUGUAAUAAAUUUGCAAAAAAGUAUUAUAUUUUUUUUUAGCUUUGUCAUUAUUGGGUGUUGUGAUGUCAUUAUUGGGUGUUGUGAUGUCAUUAUUGGGUAUUGUGAUGUCAUUGGGUAUUGUGAUGUCAUUAUUGGGUAUUGUGAUGUCAUUAUUGGGUAUUGUGAUGUCAUUAUUGGGUAUUGUGCGUAGAUAUGGAUUUUUUUUUCCCGUUUUGAAAAAACAAAUCAAUUUUAGAAUAAGGUUGUAACGUAAGAAAAUGUGUAGAAAGUCAAGGGGUCUGAAUACUUUCUGAAUGCUCUGUAAGGUGUUACAUUACAUAAGCUGAUCUUUCUUUCUCUUAAGGUCUCUGAUGCAGUCAUCCUCACAGCUGUAAAUCAUGUUCAUUGUACAGCAAUAAGUGAUGUGAUGAAACCACACGAUCGGAGAAUUCAGAGAUCAUAUUUUCUUGCAUAUGUCACAAAUACAUCCCAUUAUCUGUAAAUAUAUUCAACAAAGCUCACAAAUAAAACUACAAUGUGAACAAACA
Molecule: messenger RNA, 3371 nt
Organism: Oncorhynchus nerka (sockeye salmon)
Lineage: Eukaryota; Metazoa; Chordata; Actinopteri; Salmoniformes; Salmonidae
Gene: kbtbd4
Product: kelch repeat and BTB (POZ) domain containing 4
Exons: 7
Coding region: 127-1716 (529 amino acids)
Molecular function (GO): protein binding
Source: RefSeq, a predicted model, not a curated record